This is a messenger RNA of Peronospora belbahrii, 1449 nucleotides long. Lineage: Eukaryota; Oomycota; Peronosporomycetes; Peronosporales; Peronosporaceae. The record is from the annotation of a GenBank genome assembly.
AUGUCGUUUACUAGAAAAAGCGUCCGUAUUAAUAAUGAGAAUGAAAUGCCUAUAGAUCUAUAUGCCUCUCGUCCUGGAAAGCGUCCGAUUGGGAGAGAUGUACAUGACGGUGAAAAUGCCGAAAAACGUCCGAGGCACGCGAAGUCACAAACUCAUACGACGAGUGUUGGAAUCCCUCGACGAGCUGCUUUAGGCGAUGUGACCAAUCGACGCUCUGCUUUAGGUGAUGUGACUAACAGGACUAAUAUUAAGAAGGCUACAGUGAGCACCAUGAGCUCGUCCAUUGUCAACGCUGGAGUGCUGGCUAAGAAGAAGGUUAUUGCAAGCAAACGCAACCUUAGUAAUGUCGACGCUAGCAGUCGCAACCUAAACCUUAACAACGCGAACGCUAGCAAAAGGAACUUUAACAACGUGACUCUUGGCAGCCGUCAUACUAGCUCUGUGUCUAGUAGCACUGCAAUGCUAAGCAGCCGCGGCUCGUCGUCGAUCAGUGGUCGGAUGAGUCGUCCGCUUCCAUCCACUACACCUUCCGUCAACACCGCUGGAUCCAUGAGGCUAAUGGACAAAAUCUCACCAAUGCUAGAUGUUAUGGCGCCAAUACCGGAAGACGAUAAGUACGACAUUGACGGGGAAGACAAGAAUGAUCCGACUACGUGCUGGCAAUACGCCGAGGACAUCACGAAAUAUCACCUGGAAGUGGAGAAGAAAAGCCAACCCAGCAGCUCUUAUAUGACCCGUCAAUCAGAUAUUAACCCGAAGAUGCGCUCUAUUCUCGUAGAUUGGCUAGUCGAUGUACAUUACAAAUAUGGAUUGCUACCGCAGACGUUACACAUUGCUAUACUUCUUAUCGAUCACUACUUGGAGAAGGACUUGACGAUCAAGCGUCAGCGCCUUCAACUUGUUGGCAUUUCGGCGAUGUUUAUUGCCGCAAAGUACGAGGAGAUCUAUCCUCCAGAAGCUACAGACUUUGUUAAGAUCACAGACAACGCAUAUACGCGUGAUGAAGUUUUUCAGAUGGAAUCGAAUAUGCUGGCAACAGUCGGCUACCGAGUGACAUUCCCGACUGCUUACCAGUUCAUGAAGCGGUUUCUCAAGGCAUCCCGUACGUGUGAUGAUCGCGUGGAGCAUUUUGCCCAUUAUGCAAUUGAUCGCAGCCUACAGGAGUACAAGUUGACAAAGUACUUACCUUCGACGAUUGCAGCGUCGGCAGUUCGCAUUGCUCGGACACAGAUGCGGGAUUUUCCAGCCUGGUCGUCGACUUUGGAAUACCACUCAUCGUACAGUGAGCGCAGCUUGGAUCUAUGUGUUGAAGAUAUGACAGAAAUGCUGUGGAACACAUAUAAGGGAGUGGGCAGGAUGGCCAAGCUCACUGCUGCGCGACGCAAGUUCAGCAAAGAACGCUUUAUGAGAGUGGCUGCUGAACCGCUUGAAUUAGGCAAAAGCGCUUAA